Molecule: messenger RNA, 3732 nt
Organism: Diatraea saccharalis (sugarcane borer)
Lineage: Eukaryota; Metazoa; Arthropoda; Insecta; Lepidoptera; Crambidae
Source: the annotation of a GenBank genome assembly
AUGCCGCCGAAAGAUGCCGAUGCUCCGCAAACAGCUACAGUAAAACCUAACCCUCGAAAUAAUCCGACGAUGUUUAAGAUUUUUCAAAAUGUUCAAUAUAAUGUAGUGCAACACAAGAAAUAUGUGAAAGAAAUGAUCAAACUGUAUAAAAAAAUAGAUGAAGAUUCAUUCCGUGAAAGUUUUAAGAAUGCUUUACAUUACCUUUUUACGUUUGGUGAUACUUCUGCUAAUAUUGAUAGGGUGAUACAAUUUGUUGCUACAUUUUGUACUUCUCUAGAUGAUGAGGAAGAGUUUUUGAUGUUCAUCUGCAAUAUUAUUUUUGAGUGUCAAUGUGUAUCUGGCCAAUCUGUCAGGUACAGAGCGAGUCAGCUGCUGGCAGCUGUAUUGUCUGCAUUAGGUGAAGAUGCAUCCCUAGAUGAUGACCUCUGUGAUAAACUACUAGCAUCACAAAUGCAGCGCUUACAAGACACAAGGGGAGCAGUUCGUUGUCGCGCUGCAUUAGCAUUACAACGUCUACAAAAUCCAAUGGAACCAGAUGAUGAAGUAACUCGUGCUUACCGUUUUCAUAUGAGCUGUGAUCCAAGCUCUUCUGUAAGAAGAGCUGUUGUGAUGUCCAUAGCGAAAUGUACACGCAAUGUGCCAUAUGUUUUGGAGCGGCUGUGUGACGUAGAUGAGGCGGUGAGGCGAGCCGCGUUUCUCUACAUAGCUGGCGUGAAUGUCACCCAGUUGAGAGUUCGGCAGAGGGUACUAACUCUGAAGGUCGGUCUAACGGAGCGUAGCCAACGCGUCCGCCGCGUGGUAGAAGAGAUACUUAUACCAGGAUGGCUCAGCACCUUUCAAGGCAACAUAGUAGAUCUGCUUAAAGCUAUUCGUUUGGACAACGCGCAUGAUGCAAAAGAUUCACAAUAUGUUGCCGGUAAACUGUUGGAGUCACUUUUUAAGCGACUUCCAAUAUCUGAACUUCUGGAAUGGUUGCCGUCAGAAAAGAAUUUGAGACUUAUCCCUGCUGAAAAGCUGAACAAAGAGACUGCAUGGUACUGGCGCCAUCUAGCAGAACACUUACAGAAGAUAGAAGACGACGAAACUUUAGAAACUAUCCUUCCCGAUUUGGUGGUUUUAACUGGAUAUAUAAGAGCGAUUGUGGAAUCACCAUGUCCUUCCGAGUCUGAUGACCCAGUAGGUUAUAGUACCAGACAGUAUGUGUUACACGAGCUGGGUAGUAUGCUGAAAGUGUAUGAUGCGACUGACCCUACUGGCAGGACAUCACUGCAGACUCUUAUAACGGAUGUACUAACAGGUGAUUACGGUCCUUUGAACGGUGAUGUGAUUCGCGCAUUCGUUUCGGCGUUGGAGCUAGUCGUCCCCGAAGUAUCGCCUCGUAUGGAGGUGAUCAGUGGAGUGAUAUCAUCACUUCGCGAUCCACCAGAACAGGAGGCUCCCGCCCCGCCUCCGCCCGUCGAUAGUGCUGAUAUUAAGCUGAAGAGAGCCCGGUUGCGUGUAUCACUUAAUGUAGCCAUAGAAGCUCAAGAGGAAGCUGUUAGAGAUGAAAAUUAUUCUCUCGCUGCUGAAUGCAAAGCCAAGGUGGCAGAUAUUCAAAAGAAACUGGAAGAGUUAAAUGUCCAACCAGCACCGCCUCCCGCGCCAAUAUCUACUAUAAGAGAGAAAAUAUCCGACGCAGAAACUUUGAAUAAAUGUCUUACGAUAUUGAAUUGCGCUCUAGAUACUCCUCAACUGAAUACUAUAACGCCUAUGUUACAAAUGAUUUUUAACGAUCUUGAGGUGGAGAUAUUUCAAAAUCCCGAAAUCCUACAAAAUGCUCUAGAAACAGUAGCACUUUUUGGGAUGUUAGACAAGGAGUUCGCUAAAGAAAAUAAGGCUUUCUUCUUUGCAAAUUUAAUAGAUACAUCGAACGAGCCUAUAGUGACUACAGUGCUAAAGUCGAUCGUCGAUCUUCUAUGCGUGCACGGCGCACGUGUAUUUGAGGACGAAGCUACUGAUGCCACGCAGAGAGAUGAGUCAAAGGCUUCUAGAAAGAGGAGCACCUAUCAUUCCGUGGAUGCUAUCGAAGAAGAUGGAAGUAUCUCGGAAUCUGUUAUAUCGCUAUCGCCUGCCCAUAGCACUGUAAUAGAGCUGCUUUUGAAGAUUAUGGAUAGUACAUGCGCAACAUACCGGUUGAUUAUCGUAGAGGGUUUAUGCAGACUUCUGCAUCUUGGCCAUCUAGAGUCGCCAGCGAUACUCAGCCGCCUUCUAUUACUCUGGUUUAAUCCUGCUACUGUGGAGGAAGAUAUGCUAAGACAAACGAUCGGAGUGUUCUUCCAAACAUUCCCAGCUAACGUAGAAGGGGCACAAGAACAAAUACAGAAAGCGACUCUACCGACCCUACGUACAUUAGCAAACGCGCCUUCGAGUUCCCCGCUAGCUGAGAUAGAUCAAGAGGCUGUUGUGAGAUUUAUAGUUUCUCUAACAAGAGUCAAUCACGAGUUAACUGACAGUCAGGGUGCAAUGGCAAUGAGUCUAUGUAACUAUAUAGUACGUCGUCCGUCCUCUACUGAGGUGGGACUUGCUUGCCGCAUGCUAGCGUUAUUAUCACCUCCUCGCGACGGACAUCUAGCCAACGAAUUGGCGGUCAUGCUGCGAGAUUUAUGCCAAAAAUUACCCGAUAAACAGUCUUGCAGAAACCUUACACGCUACCUUGGGGCCUUAGAGGCUAUGGAACGUGUCAGUCUCAACAAAAUGUCUAAUACUGGAAUCACCGAGGGAACCAUUCAAAAUGAAGAUACACUAGCACAAACGACGAGUCGCGUAACUACAUCAUUGCCUCAACCAUUGGCACGAAGCACACACGUAGUCAUCAACGAGACAGUAGAAGAAGAAGUUGAAAUAGAUGAGACAUCACCAACGGAAGUUGUUAGCAGGAUAUCCGAAGAACCUGCAUCGACCCAAGGAACUAGUGGACAAUCCCAGCUACAAUCAUCAGAUGCCGACAAGUUAGCUCUGCAAGAACCUCAGUCGGACUCGAGCAGUGGUGUUUCUCCUGUCAAAAAAGCAAAAACAACUAAAACUAAGAAAAAGAAACUGUCUUUAAGUAAACAGUCAUCAGCAUCUGAGAAGAGUGCUAAAGCAGAAGGAAAUAGUAAGGCUAAAAGUCAGCAGAGCACACAAGAGAGUAAUGAUAAAGGAGGAAUCAAGAGGAGUCGUUCACAAAGGUCUUUGGUGGAUGUAGAAAGAGCCCAAAAAGCGAAAGCGGAAGCAGCAAAAGCUAAAAAGGACUCUUCACCUGAUGAAUCGCUGUCUUCGCCACCAUUCCACGAUUUGGACAGUUCUAAUGUGACAGUCAGGCGGUCCACUAGGGGUCCGCAGUCGGGAUCCGGCUCUGAAUCAAACGGAUCCGAUAAAAAGGGGAAAAAGGGAAAGCCGAAGAAGAAAGUUGAAGAGGUGGAAACAUCACAGAGGGUCACAAGAUCGUCGGUAGGAUCCAAUCGCAGCAGCGGGGGCUCACAGAACUCCAUGUUUGAUGAUUCCGCCGAAGAGACUCAGCUGCAUACAAUCGUCUACGAUAAAGAAAUCGAACAAUCUUUACUGAAUGACUCUAGUGAAUUAACAGACAGCAAGCAAACUUCUAAAGGCAACGUAACGAUUCCUGAAACGCCAGAUGCUAGCGACGAAUCUGAUUUGGAACCUGAACCUGUGAUCACAAAAAAGAAAAAUGGGCGGACAGCAAAAAAGAAGUAG